Messenger RNA from Branchiostoma floridae (Florida lancelet), 3184 nucleotides. RefSeq names its product proteoglycan 4-like. Gene Ontology annotation, molecular function: signaling receptor binding; serine-type endopeptidase inhibitor activity; endopeptidase activity. The transcript is spliced from 7 exons. The record is from RefSeq and is a predicted model, not a curated record. NCBI's taxonomy places the organism in Eukaryota, Metazoa, Chordata, Leptocardii, Amphioxiformes, Branchiostomatidae. Bases 215 to 1951 code for a protein of 578 amino acids.
CUUUGCCGGGCGUCACGGUUUGGUGACUACCUGCCCUGAGGCGAGGUGCAGCGGGUAACAAUGAGAGAAUUCCGGCGUCGAGGUGGGACCAGUUGUCCAUUUGUCACGGAGGGCACAACGUGCGAGGACAUCGCUGCUAUCUGUGGACCCCGCGGACCCCUAGGACUUAACCUUAAUAUAACAGGCGACGCCAACACCCUGUGAAAGAGACACUAUGAGACUUUUCCUGUGUACCCUGCUGGCAUUACUCGCUACCACGAGUGCAGCAUGGAGUUUCUGGAACCCGUUUGCCAGCGGCAGCAAAGAGCAACUUCUUCGCCAAGAAGAAGACGAACUUAUUCCUGACGAAGACUGCUACACAGGUAAAGGCGAGAAGUACAAGGGCCGUACUUUCUUCACGGAGAAAGACGAGAUGUGUUUGCGGUGGGACUCCAGCGAGGUGCUGUUCCGGUCGUACAACGUGCUGACGCACCCUGACGGCGAGUACGGGGUGGGGGAGCACAACUACUGCAGGAACCCGGCCCCCGGGACCGUGUCCCGACCCUGGUGCUACGUCGCGUCAGAAGAGGACUGGGACUACUGCAACGUUCUGAAAUGCUUAGGAUCUGACGGUGGUGAUGAAUGCGCAGAGCCUGUGUGUAACAACAUCUGUGAAUAUGGUUUCAAGAAAGACGACAAAGGGUGCGACACCUGCGACUGCAAGGAUCCUCCAAUUGGUAAGCGUACAACGGCGAAGCCCACCCAGAAACCAACACCUGAACCUACCAAAAAGCCUGAGGAGAAGACAACACCAAAAGCAAAAGAAGAAGAGACAACUAAGAAGGCCCCGAUGACCGCCCUGUGUCCGGCGAUCGAUAUGUCCGGAAUGGAUCCUCCGCCUGUGUCCAGUUGUGCAUCAGGGAUGAAGCACACCAUUGGUAAAGUGUGCUGGGUGAUGUGCACCAAUGGCUCCCCGAUAGAGAUCGCCGUGUGUCAGGAGGAUGGUACAUGGUCCAAGGACUUAUCCAACAUCAAAUGUAAAGAGUCAGCGCCCAAGGCGCCGACUGAGGCCCCCACAACACCGAAGAUGAAGGCCACCACCAAGAAACCUGCCGCCACCACCCCUGCACCGGUCAAGAAAACAACCGUGAAGCCCACGACGGUCAAACCAACAACGGUCAAACCGACAACGGCCAAACCGACAGUGGCCAAGACCACCGGAAAGAACGAAGCAGCCGAGAAGCCAGCUCCGGCCACCAUGGGUCCGAAGAAGACUGACCAACCGUCCCCUGCACCGCUGACCAAGACGUGUCCGAAGCUGAACAUCCCUGAGAACUCACUGACCAACUGCUAUGGAGCCGAGCAGAAGGUGCAGACGUCAUGUGGAGUUCUCUGUCUCAAGUCGGAUAAGGCUGGUCCCAUUACCAUGACUACCACUUGUUUAGAAGACGGCAAGUGGUCGAAACCAAAGGAAGGAAAGCUUGCUUGUGAAGUGGACCCCAUCAUCCCUCCAGAUGCCGUGAGUGACGGAAACCUGAAGAUGCCCACCGAGAAACCGACAUCAGCCAGCCCAGGCAGCGACAAAACCACCGCCAAAAGCGAUGGUAAUGCUGCAAAACCCACCAAAGCCGCUGCCACCAAAACCGACAAGCCAGACGCCAAACCAACAGACAAGCCAACAGUCAAACCAACAACCAAAGCUCCCGAAGGCACGGAUGUACUCUGCUACACUUCUCUCGGACAGAACUACCGCGGGAAAAAGGCCACCACUCGCGACGGACAACUCUGCAUGAAGUGGAGUGACCCACAGUUGAAGUACUACUACUACAACACCAACAAUUUCGGGAAGGAAGAGGGCCUGGGCGAUCAUCGGUACUGCAGGAACCCGGCACCCGAGUCGGAGCCCUGGUGCUACUACAGGGCUGUCAACGGGAAGGUCGAGUUCAAGGUCUGUGGCGUCCCGAAAUGUUAGACCAACUCACCCACAGCUUCGAGAUAGUAAUACGCGUUGUUGUUCAAAAUGGCGGACGUCAAAAUGGCGGACGAUUAUGAUUGAUGGAGAGGAUACAGAACUCGAAAAUUACAUACAUAAUAAAGUAUUACACAUUGUGUCGUCUUCCGCCGUGAAGGGUUCAGGAAGUUUCAAGAAAACAUCUGCUUGCUUGUACUCGGAAGAUAUAUAUGACAGUAAGUACUGUAAAAGUGUAUUAUUGUCAUUUGUAACCUCAUGUACCUCAUAUAUACACAUGUUCAUGAUACAAUCUUAUCAAUUUGUAAUAUUAAACGUAUGGUGACAUUUUUGGGUUGUGAAACUGCACAACUAGAAUUUGGCGAAAAAAGGGCAUUUGCCGAAAGAUAGAAUAGAUCGUCAAUGAAUAUUUUUCUACCAAAAAAAAUAGAAAUAAGGAAACAACAUCACGAAAUCUUUUCCACUUUGACAAAAAUAUCACGGUUCAUUCUUUUAUUGAAAAAAAUGCAUAUUUUCGAUGUCGCUUUUCUAGGUAAGCAUGUAUCAACACAAAUGCAAUUUAGCUGUUUGCAGUUUCUUUGACAUAUUUUCUGGAUAUCUAAUCUGCUUGUCUGUUUCUAAUGAUCAGUUUCUUAUCAUCAUUUAUGAUUAUUGUUUUGCAGUAUUAUUUUGUAAUCUGGUGCUUGGGUUUUUAAUUCCAUUGAUAGAGUAAAGUUUGUAGACAAAAUGAGGAUACUUUCAUUUGAUUACAUCUUCAGUAACCAAUUGUACACUGAUUCUUCCGCCACACCAUGUUGCAAACUCGUAACACACAAAAUUCAAUGGUACUUACUACCCGACAGUAAAUCAUUCUAGUUAUCAUAAAAUAAAACAAACGAACAAUGCCUCUUUAUUAUAGAGGACGAAAAAUUAAUAGGGCAUCAUACUACAUGUGUAAAAUCAUUUCAGGUCAUUACUCUAUUUAGAUGUUUAUCAAUAUUGUUUGAAAGCAAAUGUUAUAGGAUAGCCAUGUACAUGUAUUACUAGUAGGUAAUCGUUGUAUAUUGACUGUUACUAACCUACCUCAUUGUAAUGUUGAAAUGUUUAUAAUCAUGGGAAAGGCCUACGGGAAUGUAUUGUCAAAAUGUUUUCAUGAAAUGUGUUUUCUCUCGUGUUCAAAUAUGUAAGUCAAAACUUUUCUUUUCUUCUCUUCAUUGUCUCUGGCGGUUUGUUAUCAAUAAAAUACAACAAAUCUAA